Molecule: messenger RNA, 552 nt
Organism: Drosophila elegans
Lineage: Eukaryota; Metazoa; Arthropoda; Insecta; Diptera; Drosophilidae
Exons: 3
Coding region: 1-552 (183 amino acids)
Source: RefSeq, a predicted model, not a curated record
AUGAACCUCAAUUACUAUUCGAUCGGUGUGUGGUCAUAUGUGCUUCUAAUAUUCUUACUUUGCAACUCGGACGCUCUGUUUAAAUUCACGAAUAUAAAGUGUACAUGCUAUGAAAAGUCUUUUUGCGAGCUCAAACGCUGUGAACUUAAGCUUCUGGGUCGUGGCAUUGUGGGCCUUUUUUUACAUGCCCAGGCCAAUCAACUGCCUAUUAACACUUCGACGUGCGUCCUAACCUUGUACCGAAGGUUCAAUGGCUAUAGACCGUUCCUCUAUAAUGUAACCGUCGAUGUAUGCAGCUUCCUGAAAAACCGAAAACGCUUUCCAUUUUUCAACUUAGUCUACGAUGGUAUACGGAAUUUUAGCAACAUAAAUCACAGCUGUCCCUACAAUCACGAUAUAAUCGUGAACCGAAUGGUCCUGACUGACAACAUGAUAGCUAAGGUUCCCGUGCCGAGUGGUUUUUACAAACUUAAAUUCAACUUGAAAACAGAUGGCGUUUGGCGGGGCGAAGUGGAAGUCCACGUUGAGGUGAAUUUGGGAUUUGAUCGCUGA